AUGACUAAAGUCAAGAGCCAGGCUCCAAGGGCCUCUACCAGAAGAAGGCACACAAACUCAAAGCUUGGAUGUCUAAACUGUAAACGGAAGAAAAUUAGAUGUAAUGAAAGCUUGCCCAUAUGUGGAAACUGCGCUAAGGGUAAGAAGGAAACAUGCUCGUAUUUGAGCUUGGACCAGCAGGAAAUCGAUCGAAUUCGCUUAACCCAUUCACUCAGAGAUAGUCAGAACAAGUUGCUUAACCUGAAUUACAGAUUGCCUACCUCUUCCAAUAAAGACUCACACAAGUUCAAAAAAGUAUCACCAGUUACUUCUGCCACAGCAUUGGAGUUCAAGUUUGAGCUUAUGAAGUUGCCGUUGAGAAUCCCUACCUUUGCAUACCCUCCACUCCAGUUCAACAAUCUAUCGAUGAACAACUUUUCCAACGAGUUCAGGGUCAUCAACGACUUCGACACCAGUGACGAUUCAGGUUCUUCUCCUCAAAGUAUCGUGGAGAACAGAAUGUUACUGGGAGGCUUUGUGCAGCCAACGUCUUUCACGAAGUUGGACUUCAAAAGCAAAGUUGUUUGGGGUUCUAGUCCGUAUAAGAACAAAUUGAGAGCUCCAUUACAGUUAGAUAUAAACAUAUUCACCGGGAUGGAAAGCGUCGCCGACCACCUCCGCAGCUUCAUAAUGUCCAUAAACAGCAAUAGCCCUCAUACUGAUGUGUUAUUUAAUACGUUUGUGUGUUUAGGACGCACGAUUAUUCUGACCUAUUUCCAGCACAUUAAACAGUAUGAUUCUCAUUACCAGUGGUUGCAAAACUAUAUUCCUUCAUUUGAAUUACGUUGUCUUGAAUCGCACGCAUUGGCUCUUGCAAAGUUGAGAAGGGCCAUUAGCCAUUUUCAUUCCAUUGAGGCAACGAAGGAAAAUGCUGAAGAAAUAGAGUACUACACUACAAUGCUCGGCUACUGUUACAGCUACUUGACAGCUGUUACUUUCAUGUUCAAAUUUGAAAGCGAUAGAUACUUUAAUUCUUCAAGGGGAGCGUUCACAGUCUUUCAGAUAUAUUUCAAAUUUACAAAUGACCAUAACUUAGAACCCAGUCCAUUAUUCAAAUUCCUUCUCAAAAAUAUCCGUAUUAACAUAUUGAGUGUGAACAUCCCGUCAUACAACCCGCAUUUCUUUUACGAACUUAACGACAAUUUCAAACUGUUGGGAUUCAUUUUCCAGAAUCAGAACAUUAAAUUCGAGGAUCCUGAAUUAUCCAAAUCUUAUGAUCGAGUGUGUUAUCGUUACAAGACACUCUUAACCUAUUUGGAGGAGGAGAUUUUGCCCCAUAUGAUUCUGAAAAGAAACGAAAAGUUUGUCUCUACUUAUCCACCGGAGGUAAUUUUUGGAGGGUUAAAAAAAUGGCUCAGCAAUUUUCCUUCAGAAACUAUAACUUUCAGACCCAUUUGCAAUUCUGAAUACCCUGAAGAGUGUGCAUUUAUUAACGAUUUGAGCACAACGUUAUACCUAUACUAUUACUCUAUCGCCUCGGCAUUAGAUUCUGUGUUCCCUGCAAGCAAGUAUUUAUUUGGUAUUUCUUUUCAAGUGCCAGUGAAUUGUCACUUUUUUGAUCGCAAUAUUACAACAAUUCAGAAAGAGAAUACAUACCAUCAGAAAUUGUUUGAUCGUCGGAUUGAUAAUUUAUUACAGAGGCAUAUAUAUUUUUCGUUGAGAUUAUUUUCUUUCUUCAGAAGGAGACAUAAUUUCUACCAAGAUCAUUUGACGUGGUCCAAUCCUUUCACAGAACAGUUGAGAGAUGACCGUUUUGCAUCGAGAUCUGUCAAGGAUUCAUUUGAGACUCCGAUCAAGAGUUUCAACACGACAUUAAUUAGACCAGAGCAUUACCCCACUAAAAGAAGCGAGCUGGAAAACUCCACAUUCACCCGAACUGACGACACAAUGGUACAGAAAAUGUACACGAGAAAUAUUGAAACUCUUGACUUCUUCAAUGAAGGCUCCAUACUACACUUUGACUACGAAACACUACUUUUGUUACAGGAUUAUAGACCAAUUAGUGAAAAUUCCGAAUCGAGUGUCCAGAUCGAUGGGAAAAUCUUGAGAGAGUAUUUUGAAGAUAAAACGAUUAUUCUCAGCAGUCUACAUUAG
This is a messenger RNA of Scheffersomyces stipitis CBS 6054, 2133 nucleotides long. RefSeq names its product Zcf17p (gene ZCF17). Lineage: Eukaryota; Fungi; Ascomycota; Pichiomycetes; Serinales; Debaryomycetaceae. The coding region runs from base 1 to 2133 and encodes 710 amino acids. Gene Ontology annotation, biological process: regulation of transcription by RNA polymerase II. The transcript has a single exon. Gene Ontology annotation, molecular function: zinc ion binding; DNA-binding transcription factor activity, RNA polymerase II-specific. The record is from RefSeq and is a predicted model, not a curated record.